Mizuhopecten yessoensis (Yesso scallop) is the source of this 3992-nucleotide messenger RNA. Its product is annotated as caspase-3-like. Gene Ontology annotation, biological process: proteolysis. Lineage: Eukaryota; Metazoa; Mollusca; Bivalvia; Pectinida; Pectinidae. The record is from RefSeq and is a predicted model, not a curated record. The coding region runs from base 138 to 1082 and encodes 314 amino acids. The transcript is spliced from 6 exons. Gene Ontology annotation, molecular function: cysteine-type endopeptidase activity.
CCCAUCCGUGUCACGUAUUACCUUUAAGGGUAACGUAAUCGACAAACGCUUCCAAGGUGCAGAGGACUUUUUGAUAGGGAAGGGAAUAACGAAAAAAACUUUUCAUUAAGUUAAAACGGUCAAUAUCCUUAGCAAAUAUGCAAGUCAAUCAAGAUGCAGCAGACACUGUUCCAUUACAGCCAAAUGAAGGUCUACCCUUACCACAACCAGGACCAGAAAUGGUAUAUAACAGAAAUCCAGAUGUAGAUCCAGAGGAACCUGCUGUGAACAGAAGUGAUCUGGAAGCUUUGGAAUACAAGACCUGUGACCAACCUGGUUACGCUGUGGUAAUCAACAACAGGGCAUUUAAUGGACGGGGAUUGCAUGACCGAAGCGGAACUGAUAGGGAUGCAUCCAAUUUGAUAAAUAGGUUUGACGAGUUUGGUUACCAUACCGUACAUUUAGUUGACAUGUCCAAAGAGGAGCUGAUGGCAGAGUUGAGAAGAAUUGCAAGCCUGGACCACAAAGAUCAUUCUGCCUUUUUCUGUGCCAUUUUGACACAUGGCAACAAAGAUGGCUUAUGGGCAACAGAUAGCCAGAUGAAACUGACUGACUUGACAGACAUUUUUGAUGCUGAAAACUGUCAAACCCUACUGAAUAAACCAAAGGUCUUUAUUGUACAGGCCUGUAGGGGAGAUGAGGAGGGCAAACCUGUAGUGAUACGUGUACUGAAUGAGGACCGGGUGGUGGCUGACGCUCUUCCCAAUGAGCCAGUGGAUAUGGAAAUACCCGAGGAGCCUGUCGAGCCUACCUCUGUCGACAUCCUCACCAUACCAGCCAACAUGGAUUUCCUUUUUAUCCAUGCAACUGUAGAAGGUAAAAAGGCAUGGAGGAACACAGCGAGUGGGACACCUUUUAUUGGAAAGUUCUGUGAUGAACUGCAAACCCUGCUCAAUGGUCAAGGCCAAGUGGAUAUUUACACACUGCUUAAUUGUGUCAAUCGCGAAGUCGCAUUAAAGUUCCAGGCCCAAGAGGGCGGUAAACAGAUGCCUUGCUUUGUUUCAACCUUGACCAAAACCUUCAAAUUGAAGGUUCCGCAGUGAACAUGAGUCGGGGAACAGUCGACAUACCAAUCCAGAUGAAUCUGUAUUUAUCACUAUUUGUGAUUUAGAUGACCUUGUAUGUCUUACACUUAAACGGACUGUAUAAUGAAGUUGGGUGUUUUUCUGCCCCGCCACAAAAUGGGAGGGGGCACAAUAUGAGAUUUUGAACAGUUAAAAAAUGGUGGUAAUUAAUAUCUUCCUUGCUUUUCUGGUAGUUUGUCACUUUGUAACCAGUUAAAGUUAAUAUGACAAUUAAUUAUUACUCAAGAUAUUGAGCAAACACCGCUGGUUCAUGUGAAAACAUAAAACGUACCAUCUUUUGACGGAUGUAUCAAAAGAUAAACGGUAGUUUUCAUGUACAUGAUUACAAGUCAGUUUUUCACCUAUAAAACUGCUUAAAACAUAAGAAUACAAUGGAUUUAAGAAAUUUAUAAUGCAAAAAUAGACCAGCGCAUUUUAUUAUUUAGCUGUGCUCAGAUUGUUGAACGUCUAGUAACGCCUAAAUUUCAACAGCUUAAAAGCCUCUGUGUACAUUGUGUAUAAUUUCAGUACAUCAGUUUGCAUUACACUAUAAACUGUACACAUUCAAUGAUCAGGAAAAGCGUAAAUACAUGAAGCCGUUAUUUCUAGGGCAGCUAUAUAUAAAAUAAUCAUUAUGAUCAAUAUCAUGCGGAAGAUAUAAUGAUAAGUAUGUUACGCCAUUUUUAACCGAUCAAAAAAAAACACCAAGCAUUCAAUCUGUAUUAGACGUAUACCUCUAAAAUUAGAUCCCCCUUUCAGUGCACAUGUGUCAUUGGAGUAGAGCAUAUUAAUAAAAAUGUACGAACAGUUGACUCUCUUCUAGACCAUGCCUACAGUGAGACUUUCCGAGAUUUCGACAUCAUUCUCAAUUCCCAACACUGAUAUACUAGUGGUUGCAUCUCAUAUGACCAUUUAUAGAAUGUUCCAUAAUAUUCCAUAAAUGGCCAAGCGAGGUUAUAGUCCUAUUUAGGAGGUUAUGGUCCUAUAUGGGGUAAUAGUCAUAUAGGGGGUUAUAGUCCUAUAUGGGGUAAUAGUCCUAUAGUGGGUUAUAGUCCUAAAGCGGGUUAUAGUCCUAUAGGGGGUUAUAGUCCUAUAGGGGGUUAUAGUCCUUUAUGAGGUUAUAGUCCAAUAUGGGGUAAUAGUCAUAUAGGGGGUUAUAGUCCUAUAGCCGGUUAUAGUCCUAUAGGGGGUUAUAGUCCUUUGACGAUGUGCUAAUGCUCAAGACUGCUCAGAAAAUUUAGAAAUACCAAAUAUUUGAAGUAUUCUGUAUAAAAGUUUAAGUAUAAAACUGUAAAAAUAGUUUUGUUUAUCGGUAAACAAACUUAUAACAUUGACCACUACAACGCUUGACUUGUUUGUAAAGAGGAUUUGACAUUUUCAUACCAGGUUAAAAUGGUGGUUGAGAGGAGUUCAAGUCCUGACCAUUGCUAUUUAUCAUGUUAAGGUGUCUCUUGUUAAUUCAUUUUCAAAUUUUAAAUAGAAGAGCUAACAAUAGCUCUGUAUUUAAAUCUAAUUAACUUGAGUUUUGAUAAACAGUGAUUAUUAGUGCCAUCUCCAUUGAUAAAUGAGUAGUGUCCAGAGCAGACUCUGGUUAGUUACCUUCUUCGAUCCUUCCAUACCUUAGAAGUUUGGGGUCUAUUAAAAACCAUUAAAAUUAAAUAUCAUAUAAUACAGCUAUUAGAUUAGUUUCUAGGUGUUUUAAUCAAUUUAGAAAAUUGAUAUCAUGGGCAAAGGGUGAAAGUUUGACUGGGCGAAUAUUUCUCGCACCUCAGACAGAGAUAUCCCAUGUCAUACCCCAUGCUAGAUUUUUCUAUCUCGUCCGAUCUGUCUUGCACCUUUACAAGAUUAAUUUUGCAGAAUUUUUACACUGUGAUGUAUUCAUCCGCGCUUUAACUGCUUGAAAUAGACAAUCUGCAUCAUAAAUGUUCUGUUUUGUUAUAUGUAUAGUUUUGAUGUUGUUAGAUAUUUGAUGUUGUAGAUAAAAUAUAAUCUACACUGUGAAAUAUGUUGUCAUCUAUGUAAGAACGGACUACAUUUUUACGCGAACGCAUUCAAAUGUAGCUUAAGUAGUGAAAAGGUGAUUAUCAUUUGAGGCCCCAGACGGGAUACUUGAAGUUUUUAGCAAAAUUGAUAUACAGGAUCUCAAUGACGUUCAGUGUUCAACAUCACAAUCAGCUGUUAUGUACAGGAUCUCAAUGAUGUUCAGUGUUCAACAUCACAAUCAGCUGUUAUGUACAGGAUCUCAAUGAUGUUCAGUGUUCAACAUCACAAUCAGCUGUUAUGUACAGGAUCUCCAUGAUGUUCAGUGUUCAACAUCACAAUCAGCUGUUAUGUACAGGAUCUCCAUGAUGUUCAGUGUUCAACAUUAUUACUAACUCUCAUUAGUUAAUUUUAAAAUUAUAAAAGACACUCGGUAAACCUCGUGUCUUUAUACAAUUUGAAAAUUAACUAACUCGAGUUAGAUAAACAUGAUAACCCACCAUUACUCAUUGGGGAACCUUUAUGUAUAUACCACUAUGUCUUUAAACAUCUCUGAGUGAUACAACCAGUUUUCAGACUCUACAAUUUAAACAUGCUGUAUUACCGUAGUACCUGAAAAUAGGAUUUUUUGACAGGAACUAUCAGUUUUAUCUAUCGAUUAAAUUUACAGAUGAAACAUGAGUGAGUUCCUAAUAAUUUGUUGAUUUUUUAUGAUAUGGUAAUGUGCCUGCAGUAUUUUGUUCUUAUUGGGGUUUUUUCUCCCAAAAACUGACCAAUCAAAGACCAGGACUCUAGUCCAGCAGCAAUCUACUAGGUCAGGAGUUUAUUGAAAUACAUCAUUAUUUUUUAAAUUUGUUAAUUAUGCAGGAUUUUAUGAAUGAUACUGUAAAUAAAGUUUUUAUCACAUAA